Molecule: messenger RNA, 1086 nt
Organism: Aspergillus nidulans FGSC A4
Lineage: Eukaryota; Fungi; Ascomycota; Eurotiomycetes; Eurotiales; Aspergillaceae
Exons: 1
Coding region: 229-1086 (285 amino acids)
Source: RefSeq, a predicted model, not a curated record
AGGUUCCUAAGUAUUGUUGCCUGGUCAGGUGAUGCGGCUCGGAGGGGGAAUCCAAGCCUCCCCAUUCACGACAUUUAAGACUAACACUACUCGCCGUCGUGACGUCGACUUAUCUCUCCACUUCCUCCUCAAUCCUCCCCGCUGCUUCAUCUGCAUUGUCCUCCUUCAGUGCUUGAUCCCUCAACCCGCUUCCAUGUCAAACCGCCCUCUUUCAUCUCGACUGUUUUGAUGAACACAAGAGCUAUGACCGUACCAACGGCGCCCAGAGAAUCUCCGCUCUUAGCACUACCGACCGAGCUCCUCGUUCAGAUCUUCCAGUCGGCGCCAUCCUUUAGAGCCGUCACGAAUCUCGCAGCGUCAUCGAAACAGCUCUACGACAUCUGGCGCCAGUAUCUUACUCCAAUUUACAAUGAAGUCUCCCGGUCUUGUAUCCCCAACAAGUCAGCCUUGCUUUCCAUGCUAGCAGACCUCGGGAAAAUCUCACUCGACACGCAUCCCCUCACUCUCGAUCAUAUCGCCUGCAUCGUACGAGAAUCGCGCCGCAGUGAUGCUCUCAUUAAAGGGUACACCCUGAUGCAUCCGCACCUGUUGAAUGAUCCACAAACACCAGCGUCUCUCUCGCCUCCCGAGGAAAGACGGCUCGUCCGCGGCAUGUACCAGCUCAUCGGGUUGUUGUCUCUUGAUAAACGCACCCGCGACAAGCGCGUUAAGGAGAUGGACCUGAAGACGUUGUUCCUCCUUUCCGAUUUCACUUGCGUCAUUGACCCUUACUUCAUCACCAUGGACUCAGACUUCAACGGGGAUCCGGAUCUUCGAGCGAUCUUGGAGGAGGAUUCGGUAUCAAUCCGGCUUUUGCAGCGGGAUCUUCGGGCGCGGCGCAACAAGGUCUUUGAACAGAUGUACGGUCGCAGAUACCGCCCUGUGGCGUGUACGCCGUUCGAGUCAGGUGGACGACAUGCGUGGUGGUGUGAUUGCCAGCAAAAGACGUUCAAGGACAUGCUGACCGGACGGGUUUUUGGUGAAAAGGGUGCCGCUGGUGUACCAAAGGUCAGGGACGACUUGUGGUAUGACAGCGCGGAGGAGUGA